Cordyceps fumosorosea ARSEF 2679 is the source of this 1530-nucleotide messenger RNA. RefSeq names its product Fungal transcriptional regulatory protein. Gene Ontology annotation, cellular component: nucleus. The record is from RefSeq and is a predicted model, not a curated record. Lineage: Eukaryota; Fungi; Ascomycota; Sordariomycetes; Hypocreales; Cordycipitaceae. The coding region runs from base 1 to 1530 and encodes 509 amino acids. Gene Ontology annotation, biological process: positive regulation of transcription by RNA polymerase II. The transcript is spliced from 3 exons. Gene Ontology annotation, molecular function: DNA-binding transcription factor activity, RNA polymerase II-specific; zinc ion binding; transcription cis-regulatory region binding.
AUGCCCGUGACGCGUAACACGCCGCUCGAGAAGCGAAGGGUCAAGACGGGCUGCGUCGCGUGUCGUGACGAAAAGAAACCGCAGUGCAGCAACUGCGAGUCAAGGCGGGUAAGCUGCAAGUACGCAAACGCAGCGGAUCGCCCAUCUGGCACAUACGCCGAAAUCAAGGCAUGGGCCUCUUCCUUGCUCAAAAUUUUACAGCACUCGCUGACUCCAUUCUUCUGCCAGUUUAUCAAUGAAAAGUCCCCUACGAUCGAGCCAGUAGCCGGCUCGGAAGAUCGUGGGGUAGCCUCAACUCUGCAGCCUCCUCGCUCUGGCGUCAGUUGGCAACAGCCCCCGCCAAGAACUACGGCACGCCAUCAAGCACCGCCGUCGAGCUGGGAGGCGUACUUUGAUACUGACCUCACCGAAUUCUCGCAAAGAGAUAUUGCCUUGCUGCGCCAGUUCCGGUACCGCACCGCACCGUGGCUCGAGGCUGGUGAUCCUGACAGCCGCUUCGCCGUCGCCGCGCUGCAAAUGGGCCAGAGGCAUGAGCUUAUUCAAACCCUCAUCAUAGAGCUCGCGGCUUCUCAUCUUCUGCGUCACUCAAAAAGCGCUCCUUUGCAUGACGCCCGGGUAGGACUGCCAGAACUGGCCCCAGACUUGAGGCUCGUCGCAGAUACUCUCAUCAGCCUCACGGAGACGCUUUGCGCUGGCCCUCUUGCCUGGAAACAGUUCCGAUUGCCGCACAGCGCUCCUAGUCAUAUCAAGGAGCCGUUGCAAACUCUUGUUUGUCAACAAUCUCGCAUCGACCUAGCAGCGUCUAUACUUACCUUAGCACCACCUGCGACAAGCCCAGAUUUCUACUUACUGCAACACUAUGACAAGUCUCAAAAAAAGACUGCAACAUUCACGGCUUACAACUGGGCUCUCCACCAUCUCACAGCAUGUCUUCACUUCGUCUUCCACGUCAGCGCCGGUUCUCCAGCGGCUGCCCAGAGUCCGCGUACCCCUGAACAAAUUUCGAUUUCUGGCGCUCCUACCGACUGGCACACUCUCUGGCUGCGCAUUCAAACGUGGUACGACACGCGGCCCGUCGAGAUAAAGUCCCUGGUUGACGUUGGCAGCAUCGAGAUGGGCCAUAUCGACCCCGCGAAUGCAGCGUCUUUUCCGAUACACCUCUAUUCGAGCGCAAUGGCCGUACAGACGGCCGUCUUCUACCACAUCACUGCGCUUCUUUUGCUCCAAAACAAGCCUCGUCUUGCCGGAAUUCCUGGUCGUCGCCAGCAUUUGACGUCGCCCAACUGGCAUGCGAGGGCCAUUGCGGGCGUCGCCACGUCAAACGACUAUGCUGAGCAGUGGGAUCCGAUCGUGAUUGCGUCUCUGAUGUACGUCGCGAGAAACAUGACGCAUUUCGCACAGCAACAUGCCGUGCUGGAAUGCCUACGGACUGUCACUUCCCAGACGGGAAUUAUGCUCGACGAAGAAGCCAAGCAACUGCGCGCUCAAUGGGCAACCGCAAACCUGGUGGAGAGCCCGCUUUCUCGUUGA